Messenger RNA from Peromyscus californicus insignis, 10854 nucleotides. Its product is annotated as integrator complex subunit 6-like. Bases 5772 to 6452 code for a protein of 226 amino acids. Gene Ontology annotation, cellular component: integrator complex. The record is from RefSeq and is a predicted model, not a curated record. Gene Ontology annotation, biological process: snRNA 3'-end processing. The transcript is spliced from 4 exons. Lineage: Eukaryota; Metazoa; Chordata; Mammalia; Rodentia; Cricetidae.
AAAAGAAAGGCAAAACAACAAAAAUGGAAACAGAAACACCCCUCUCCCCAAUUAUGGAGUUCAUUUUUUGUUGGCAACUAUUCCUGGGCAUGGGGCCUACCCUGAAGUGUGCUUGGUAGAUCCCGGGACCGGCCAUUGACGAAAACCGAGUGUCCUUUGCUAGAAUGUAUCAAUUGUAAAUAGCUUCUUCAGUAGGGUGUGAUCCUGUGUCGGCUUCCCCAUCUCAGUGCUGGGACCCCAUGUGGCUUGAACAUGUGCAGGCGGAUCUUGUGUGUGCUGCCACAGCUUCUGUGAGUUCGUGUGUAUAUCAAUCCUGUUGGGUCUGGAAGACAGCUUCCUUGGAGUCCUCGGCAACCGCUGGCUCUUCCAAUCUUUCUGCCUCCGCUUCCACAUGGACGCCCAGGCCCUCCCUGAGGGGGGAGUUUGCUGAAGACAUCCCAUUUAGGGCAGAGUGCUGCAAAGUCACACUCUCUGCACGUUGUCCGGUCAUGGAUCUCUGUGUUACUUUCCAUCUGCUUCAAGAGGAAGCUUCGCCAACUUUGAAGCUUUUGAUUUGCAUGCUACAGUCUGAAUAACCACAGAGGGUAGGCAUAGUAAGGGGACAGUGGGGAGGAGAGGCUCUCAUGGGAGGGGAAACAGAAUAUAGUGUUAGGAAGAGGUAAAAGGAACUCUUAUUCUGCUAAGGGACUAUAGCAAUAAAAUGAUUCCCACUGACAUUCUGUUGUGUGCAUGCAUCAGUUCCUUGCUUGACCCUCAUCAGAGAAGCUUCCUGAUGUCAGCUUAGUCAACAAAGCAUCUUUUCCAGGAUGGUUAACUAGCCUAGGUGCUGUGAAUCUAGUCAUUUUCUUUCCAUCCUUGUGUCUAAAUCCUAGAGCCUCUCCCACUACUGGGUUUGCCCGUCUUUAUUCCAAUAUCCUAUGAUUUCAGUCAUAUUGGUUUUUAAAUAUUAUAUGUGGGGGGGGUGUGCAUGUAUGUGCACAUUAAUUUGGAGGCCAGGGUAGUCCCUGAGACCUCAAGUGUCAUCUUCAGGGCCAUUGUCCACCCCCUUUGAGAUAGAGUCUCUCGUUGGCUUGGAACUUACCAAUUAGACUAGUCUGGUUGGCUAACAAGUCUCAAAUAUCUGUUCUGAGUGUCUCCUCUUCCCUAUUGCUGCUGGGAUUACAGGUGCACACCGCCAUACACGGCAUUUUCAUGUGGGCUCUGAGAAUCAAACCCAAGGCAUUGAUGGACAGCUGUCUCCCGAGCCCUGCUUGCUUGAAAACUCCUAUCUGGGAAUGUUUCUUCUAACUUUCUUGUUUUACUUAAAGACUGGAUAGUCUAAGCAACUUCAUAUCCGUACUCAUUACCAGGUUGCCUCUUUUUUUCUUUUUCUUUUUCUUUUUGUUUUGUUUUGUUUUGUUGAGACAGGGUUUCUCUGUGUAGCUUUGGCGCCUGUUUUGGAUCUCACUCUGUAGACUAGGCUGGCUUUGAACUCACAGAGAUCAGCCUGCCUCUGCCUCCUAAGUGCUGGGAUUAAAGGUGUGUGCCACCACUGCCUGGCUCCAGGUUGCCAUUUUUCAAAAUCAGUUAGCAUAGUGAGAUUUUUGAAUGAGAUUGUUAUCUUUCUAGAAGGAAUUAAUGUUAAUGAGCUUUUAAAAUAUGACUUCUACUCCAUGCAAAGACUAUUCUUUUCAGUUUACCACAGUCUCCACUUUCUCUAAAUGAUGGUUUAUACUUUGUGUGUAAUGCAUUAGCACAUCCGCCAGUAUAUUCCUAAAUGUUCAAGGUUUGGAGCACACUUUCAUUGAUACUCUGAGGUUUAUUUACUAAUUGUUUGUGCUUACUAUACAGAAAUAUAGGUGACUUGUGAUCCUUGUCCCUAGGUCCAGAAACUUGGCUGCUGUCACUUAGUAACUGCAGUGGUUUUGUGUCAUUUUAAACGGUCUCUCCAAAUAGAAAUGCCACCUGUGGGUAACUCCACUUGCACUUACUCUUUCCAGCCUUUCUCUCUUCACAUUAUUAGAACAUUUAAUGUAGUGUUGCUUGGAGAAUAUGCAUCCUUGUAUUCUUUGCAACUUGGGGGAGAAAUUGCUUGGUAUUUUUAAAUGGAGUUUGAUGUUGUCAUAGAUUAGUUUUUUGUUUUGUAGACACACUUUAUUAUUAGUGAAGUGUGACAAUGGGGUGUCAUCAAGAUCUCAUCCUCACGUGUCAUUGCACUGUGCUCAAGUUCGUCUGGCCAUCCCCUCCCAUCUCCCUCUUCCCCCUCUGCUCCUGCACUUCCUCCACCCAAAUGGGCCUGAUGCUGCUUCCUGUUGUGUAUCCAUAGUGCUCAGUCUAGAUUGUCAUAUGAGAGAACACGGCGAUUUUGUCUUCUGUAGAAACACUUCAGUGGGUCACGGCACUUGUUUUGUGUUCUCAGUUGCUGAUCCUUUCAAGUCAUGAAGAGGAUUUGAACUUAAAAUGACCUAUUUCCUUGACCCUUUCCCGAGCUUAAAGUUAAUUGAAGUUAAAGCAGCCUUGCCUUUCUGCAUUGACCUGUACGGUGACAUGCAACAUGGUUUCCACUCACCUUUGGUUUUUGUAUAAUCGCUUUUUAAAGAUGUUCAUCCCUAUUUUCAGGAGAGACUGUACCCCAUAGUUUUGUUUUCUUCUAAUGUAUUUUAUAUAGAUUGUCAUUAGCUUUCUAUUAUCUUCACAAACUGCUUUGGGAAUGAACCCAUUUUUUUUCUGCUUGUGACAGAAUUUACCUAAAAUAUUAUAUCCCCAUUGGAAUGCUUACAGGACUCCUUAAAAAAGCCUUGCGGGUAUAAAAGUUUCCAAUUUUGCUUUAAAAAAUUUUACCAAAUAAGACAUUUUGAUUUUGUGUCCCAGAGGGGCAGAUUUUAUUAGGUUAUUUUUUUCUACAAUGUAUCUGUUUUUAUCUCACUUCAAAAACCAAAAGUGAAGUAUUUGGUGUUUAGUCCUCCCUUUCCCUCACUUCUGGUUCCUGGUUAUGUAGUCUUUAAUUCUUUAGCCAAGGUCUCAUCUGUAGCGGAGACUGACCUUGAAUUUGCAGCAGCUCUCCUACUGUCGGGUCCCAUAUGCUGCUCUAACAAGCUGGAACCCUGGGGCCAGCUCGUGUGCUCCCUCUUCACUGUGGUUACGGUGUCCUUUGCUUUGCCUUUUAAUUUCCUACCACUACUGUCUGAGAAAACAUAAGACUUGGAUCUAUUAAGACUCACUCUACGACAGAAAAUGUGAUGUGUUUGUAGAACAUUCCAUGGACUGCUGAAAAUAGUAUGCAUUUCCUAGCUAUUAGAUGGAAUAUUCUGUAGAUGUCUGUAAAGCCAGUUUGAACCAUGGUACAGUUAAACACUGACGUUUCUUCAUUGGUUUUCUUUUCUGGAGGAUCUAUGAAUUGAUGAGAAUCUGGUACUGUAAACAGUCAAUCACCUUUGUUAUAUCUGAACCUACCUGUCCACGUCCAAUAGUUUUGGGUCUAUGAAAUCAGGUGAACUAACAUUUAUUGUGUAUAUUUAGAGUUGUUACAUCUUUUUUGAUGUGUUGUUUUCUUUUUUAAGAUGCAGUGACCUUCUUUAUUUCUUUUUAUAACUUUCACCUUGGGGUCAGUUUUUUCAGAUAGGAAUCUAGAUGCUCUUGCAUUUGCAUAGAUUCUGUUUGCCUAGGAAUGCAAUGUUCCAUACUUUCACUGUUUUUGUUUAUCCUUGACAGUGAAGUUUCCUGAGACAGGAGACAGUUGAAUCUUAUUUUUAAUCCCUUCAUCCAAUAUGCAUAUUGUAGUUGGAGAGUUAAGACCAUUUAUAUUUAUAAGGUAUGUAUUAAUUUCUCCCAUAUUCAUCUUAAAGCUUUGUAGGUUUACUGAGAUAAAAAUAUUUGCCCCUUUCCAAAUGCCCACUUAUCUUUCUAUUCUUCUGUUUUUUUAUUCCCCAAGCUUUCAUGUUGCUGUCUAUCUUAUCUUCUGUGUAUAAUAUUCUAUUAACUAUCUUCGUUGGCGAUAGCUUAGUGAUGAUGAAUUGCUUUAGUUCAUCUUUAUUAUGGAAGGACUUUAUUUCUCUUCUGAUUUUAAGGAUAAAAAAUGAGGGAGUAGUAAUCUUGGUUAGCAGUUACUGACUUUCUCUCUCUCUUCUUUCUUUUUUUUGUUUGUUCUUUUGAGACAAAGUCUCUUUAUAUAGCCUUGGCUGUCCUGGAACUGACCAUGUAGACCAGGCUGGCCUCAAACUCACUCUGCUUUUACCUCCCAAGUAGUGGGGUUAAAGGCAUGAACCACGGUGCCCAGCUAGUUACUGACUUUCAAGAGUUGAAAUACUGGACAGAGCAAUGUGUCAGUAGGCGGAGCUGAUUGCCUCCAAGCCUCAUGACCUGAGUCCGAUUCCUGAGCCCCAUGUGGUGGAAGGAGAGAACCAACACGGCUUUGGUUUUCAGUACUUGGUCCGGCUCUAGGGUUUCUUCACAGAAGUCUUCUGGUUCUGAUGGGUUUGCCUUUGUACCUAACUUGGAGCUUCCGUCAUACAACUUGCAUUAAGUUUUCUUUGGCUCCAUCCUUAUUAGAGUUUUAAGAUGACAUGGAGAGGUAGUUUUCUGGGCAUGUCUAGUCAGGGUUGCAAAUUUGUCCUGUCCUUACAUGACCAUAUCUUUCCCAAGAUUUGGGAAAAUUUCUGCUGGACUUUUGUGGAAUAGAGUUUAUGUGUUUAGAUUGUAACUUGGUUCCUUUUUUAAGCUCAGAGUUCAUAGGAUUGUUCUCUUUUUCAAAAUAUUUGUUUUAUGUAUGUGAAUGUUUGACCUGCAUAUAUAUAUGUGUGUGCAUCAUGUGUGUGUCUGCACAGAGGUCAGAAGAGGGCAUUGGAUCCUUCCCUGGAACUGGAGUUAUAGAUAGUUGUGGACCACCAUGUGUGUGCUGGUAAUCAAACCAGAGUCCUCUGAAGGAACAAGUGCUGUUGAUAGCCGAACCAUCUCUCCGGCCAGGCUUGGUCUCUUAAUCAUGUCUCAGUGUUCCUUGAAUGCUGUGGUCAUGAUUACUCUGUUUUUUAAAUUUGAUUGUUGCUAUGUGAGUGCAAUAAUUCCUCAGUCAUGUAUUUAAUUCUUGGAAUUCUUUGUUAUGCUUGGUCUAGAUGCUCUCUUUAAACGUUUUGUUUAAUUAAUUAACCGUUACAUUUCCAAGGUAUCUGAUUGGCUCCCCCACCCCACCCCCAGAGGGAUGUCUAUCUCAUUGCCAAAGUUUUCACCCACUUCACGAAUUUACUUCUUCCCUUUAUUCUUCCAUUUCUCGUGACCCCUUUGAGCUCAGAGAUCAUCUAACACACUGAACUUCUGGGUUUUUCUGCACUGAAAACAUUUAAAUAUUUUCACUUUAUUUAUCAAGAAGCCAUAAGCUUUUAGAGGAACCUCAUAGCCUUGCUUUUUUCACAUUUUAGUUCCUGUGUUUUCCUGACUCUUCUCACUGGAGAAUCACACAGAUGAAACUUCUAAACUGCAAUCUUACCCCAGAACCUUUGCUUUAUUUUAGUUUCUAUGUGUGGGAGUAUUUUGCUUGCAUAUAUGUUUGUACUCCAUUUGUAUGCCUGUUGCUGGCAGAAGCCAGAUGAAGGCAUCAGAUCCUCUGGAACUGGAGGUACAGACAGUUGUGAGCCACCAUAUGGAUGCUGGGAAUAAAACUCAAGUCCUUUGGAAGAGCAGCCAAUGUUCUUAACCAUGCACCCAUCUCUCCAGCCCAGACCCUUUGGUUUUUUUUGCAGUGUUGUGUGGUUAGAUUUUGUCAUUAAUGGAAUAAAGCUGUUGAUGUUUUCUACACAAGGAUGAUGGCUGAAAAAAGCGAAGAGCUUUCUGUACGCUCUGAAAAGGAAGAGGACCCUGCUGGAGAAGCUGUGGAUCCUACAUUACCCCCAAUGGGAAGCAUUGUGACCAUGAUGCCCGUGGAAGAAGAAGAGGAAGAACCCCAUCUUAAGGCCUCAUUCACUGCAAAUGUAGAAGGUGCUACUGUCAGCCCAAAUGCCCAGGAGGGUGUGGUAAAAGGUGGUCCCACAGCAGCUAAAGGCUCCCCCAAAUGGGUUCCGAGAAACAAUGCUCCAUCUGCCAAAUCCAGUUAUCUUAGCAGUGCAGGGCUACUUCCUGAAGGCGGUGAUGGCACAUUUGCAGGGGGAACUGUCAGCCGUGAGGUCCCUCCCAGGGUUACAGCAGCAGCUGACCGUGGACGUGUGCCCAAUGGGUACCCUGUAAGCCGUGAGAAAUUGAAUGCUGAAAUUAAGCGUCAACUAAUGAAGGAAAUUCGACGAUAUGGGCGAAAGUAUGGAAGGAUUUUCAAGCUGCUUGAAGAAGUGCAGGGACCUCUGGAAGUCCAGAUACAGUUUAUUGAGUUCACCAUCAAGGAAGCCGCAAGGUUUAAAAGACGCCACUUGAUUCAAUUCCUUGAGAAGAAACGUGAAGAAAUAUUGUCUCACAGCUUUCUCUCUAACAGUGAUCCACCAGCUGAUAUGUAAUCCUGUUAUUACUGUGGUCAGGAAGAUGCAACAAAUAGUUUAGUGUGUUCCUGAAUGUAGUAGGAGGAUGCUGAAGUCUCCUCGAAUGUGUUAGCUAAGAUAACUACCUCUAAGAAAACUGUCUUAAACUACUCUUAAUGAAGAAGGGCUUUCUCCCUGUGCCUUUUGUUUGAAAGCAUAACUUCUUGCUGGUUUGUUGAUUUUUUUUCUCUCCCCUCUGCUAGUUGAUGUUAUUGAUGUUAUUGUCUCAUCAGGUAAAUAUCAUGACAAGUCUGUAUUCUGAAGCAGGUCACCAGUGUCAUCUCUGGUAUUUAGAAAUGCCUUCGUUCCCAACUAUUUCCUAUCCCCAUUGCCCAGAGAUAUCCCCUCAAUAGGACAUGGUGCCUGGCUUUAUGGGCUAUCUCCAAUCCUCUUUACUGAACAUCUGGGCCAGUGAAUGUCCUGUGUGAAUCUGACUGCUGUAAAUAUCCAUCAUCUCUAAGUCCAAGAGUGCUCAGAAGGACUCCACGUCUUCCACACAAUCCUCCUUAGCUCCUUUUAUAGUAGCAGCCAGUUUCAUUUGAAAAAAAUGUUUUCAUCACUCUAUGAUUUACAGUAACACAUUUGUGACUAUAGUAAAGGUAGACUAGGUCUUCCUAAAUAUUCAGAGGACAUUUACGAUUACCACUUCAGUGAAGACUCCCCUUCCUCCUCCUCCUCCUCCUCCUCCUCCUCCUCCUCCUCCUCCUCCUCCUCCUCCUCCUCCUUGAUGCUAAGAGGAAACUCCCACCUUCCAAGUUCUUUCAACAUGGCCUCCAAAGGCAGAAGGUGACAUGUCAGAAGGUAACUAACUCCAUGGUUACGCUGAGCCGGUCCAGUCAGGAUUACGGCAGAAAGAUCAGUGACAGCUGGCAGCAAGUGUUCAUGGCUGUGCUUCCUUUCCUAUGAGUUCCAUGUUUAGAAGGGGUAUAAUGAGGCAUAUCUUGAUGAUCAAUAUCACCUUUCUAAGACCACAAAUGGUUUUCUCAUAAUACAGUAGAUGGGAAUUAAAAUUCAUAUCCAGAAUAAUAGCACUUGCUGUUCUUCCCUGAGGACCCUAGUUUGGUUCCAGCACCAAGGGCAGCUCACAACCACCUGAAAUUCCAACUCCAUGGAACCCUACUCCCUCCCUUCUUCUGGCCUCCAUGAGCACCCACACAUGUUGUGCGUGCGCGCGCGCGCGUGCGCACACACACGCACACACAGACACACAUUUUACAAAUAUAAAUACUGGGGAAAAGGAAGUUCAUAUCAAGAAUAAGUGUCAAUUCAAGUGUAAAGAGCCACCUUUUCUGUGAUAGAAGCAAGCCAAAACAAUCAAGCUGCCAUUCAGAAGCUGAUUAAUCAUUUUGGGACAUGGUGCCAUAUGUAAGGUUCACAGUUGGGCUCUACCUCUGGCAUAUUGAACACUUGGCAGUGACUAUGCCAACAUCAAUCCUAGUGAACAAAAGUCAUUUUCUACAUGCUUAUACAUAAAUAACCUCCAUCUCUCACUAUGGGACCAGGAUGCAGCAUUCCAUCUUAGAAAUGGAAGGGGCAUACCCAAGGGGGUAUGGGCUUGCUCCUAAGAACUUAACUUUGCCUUAAGGUGAAAAGACAAAGAAAUGAGUGCCACAAGCCUUAAGACAUGAGGCCUGUCUAAUGACCCAAGUGAAGAUAAAAGCAGCUCACCACAUGUUUUAGUCCUUUUCUUCAGAAAUAGAAGAAAAAUUAUAUACAGAGAGAUAUCUGAAAAGAGAUUUAGUAAGAGGAUUGGCUCACUUGAUCAUGGAAACUGAAAAGUCCCACAACAAAGUGGAGAUCACAGACUCCAGGGAGAACAACGGAAGCUGAUUUGAUACCUCCUAGUCCAGUAUCAAGGACCAUAGAGUCUGACUGGAAGAGUGGGGGUGUGAGCCUGGAUGGCAGUGCUCAAAAAAACGUGAUCUUCUGACUUCCAAAGCCAGGUGGAAAAAGUUGUUCUAGCUCCAGAAGAGGGAUACUUAAGCUUUCUGCUUCCCCCCUUUUUAUUACAGUGUGUGUGUGUGUGUGUGUGUGUGUGUGUGUGUGUGUGUGUGUGUGUCAGAUAGAGACACACACAGAGAGAACGAGAGAAAGGAGUCAGUCUUCUUUCACCAUUCAGGUUCUGAAGAUCAAACUCACUCAGGUCAUCUCAUUUGGUGACAAGCAUCUUUACUCACUGAACCAUAUCCCCUCCCAUUUUUUUAAUCAAUCCAUGUCUCCAGCUAAUUGGAUGGUGCUCAACCACACUAAGUGUUAAUCUUCUUCCCUGGGUCCACAGACAGACAAGCCAAUCUCCCCCAGAAACACCCCCAUAGACACACCUACAGUGUCUUGAAUAUUCAAAUCCAAUAUCAACAGUACUUGGGAGGCAGAAAGAAGUGGAUCUUUGUCACUUUGAGGCUGGCCUUGUCUACAUAUGUAGUUCCAGACCAGCGACGACCAUAUAGUGAGACCUUGUCUCAAAACAAAACCCAAAUAGAAUGUCAAACCACCUGGAUUGCCCUUUCAGCAAGGAAGGGGUGAGUUCAGUGCUUGUUGAAGCCCUGAGAAUAGUUAAUGCUUGGCUAUUCAGAGUGUUUUUUGAGCCAGUUCACAUCCCAAAUCAACCACGAUACUAAAUAUACAGUUAAUCAGCAUCAGGGUUCUAGCUUGACACUGAUUUUAUGAAACUUUAGACAGAAGAAAUAAUUGAUCUUGGUAUGACAUCUGACCUAUGGAACUGCUCAACAACACAUUCAUGUUCUUGUAAGAUGCUGAAUUUGUGAUCAUUUGUUUUGUAGCAAUAGAAACCUAAUAUAAGCUGUGUGGCCAGGCCUGGUGGCUCAGACCUAUAAUUCCAGCUGCUAGGAAGGGGUGAGGCAAAAGGAUUGAAAAUUCAUGGUCCACCUGGGCAACUCAAUGAGACUGUCUCAAAAUGUAGAAUAUCAUGUUCAUGUUGUCAGCAAUUUCUAGUAGGCCAACUUCUUGUGGGCCCCUCCCACCUAUUGUUAGCAGUUCUUACUGGGGUACAUUAGCUGUACCUCACAAGCAUUAUUUGAGCAUGACUUACAGCACUUGACCAUUAAUUUUUUUCACUUUAAGAUCCUGAUUUUGUGUAGGAUUGAUUUCCCACAUUUUCUCUUGCAAAUUUGUUGCCAGCGUGUCUGGGUUACUUUCUACAUCUUUCACAGUUAGAAUUAUGACAUCAGUACAACAGAAUGGUGUCCUGUGUGGUAUAAGGAAAAGGUGAUCAGGCCUAUAAAGUCUCAUUUAAGAUACAAGCUUGGAGAGUUGAUAUGACCAUAAAAUAGCAAGUGAUGAUAUACUGUUGCCCUUUCCAGGUGAAACCAAAGCAUUCCUCGUGGUGAUUAUUACUGAAGAGAAACAAGUGUUCAUCCCAUUGGUGCUCUGUGCUAGACAUUCAGGCUUGUGUUGAUCACCAAAGCACCAAAACUACAAGUUGUAGUGUAACUAGAACAAUCAGAUUAGGUUUAUGAUAAUUCCCUUACUCGUCUCUAAAAUGUAAUUGUUUUUACACAGGAUAAAAGUAAGGUAAAAUGGAUGAUACAAUAAUUACCUACAUCCUUCAAGUCCUUGGUUGGUGCCACAAAUCAGAACAGAUUUAGGUAAGCCUGAACCAUUCAUUUUUUAAGGGGAUAAAGGGCAUGGCUCACUGUAUCACCAACAAGAACUCCAGCCGGCAAAGGAGAUCAAUCAAGGACUGAAGGGGAAGAAAAAUGAGUGAAGGAGCCAAAGGUAGCAGACUGAGUUCGUCACCUACAUUUUCAAGAGUGGGGGCCUUUCUAGAGCUCAGCAAAGGGAAGUGACAAACACUGAGAAAUACAGGGUAGAACACAAACUCACCUUUUAAUGCCACUCUCAACUCUGGUACCUAAGUACCUUCCGUGAUACCGCCAACCUUGCAGAAUAGUACUUACAUGGUGUUGUGGAGACUUGAUGUUUUUUAUCCCUUCAUAAAUUUAAAACUUGUGUGUGUGUGUGUGUGCGUGUGUGUGUGUGUGUGUGUGUGUGUGUGUGUGUGUGUGUGUGUGUGUGUUGCCUAAAAUAAAAGCUCAAUGGUGAAGUUAUAAAAACAUUUGAGAUUCCAGUUUACCACAAAUUACGUUUGAGAGUAUAAAUAAUGAAUGGUGUUCAAAAUUUUCCCAACAGAUACUAGUAGCAGUUAUACCCAAAUCUACAUAUACUUGAUUUUCCCCAGUAGAUGCUGCUACAUGUAAAAAUUACAAAGUCACUCGAAAAUGCACAAGAAUGCUGUAUCUAUUCAAAGUUUUGGUUAUAAAUAUCCCUAUUCUAUUGUGUUACACUAGCGAUUCUCAAACUUAUUUUUCUCAGAACCCUCUUUACAUUAUCAAACAGGAAUAAAGCCCUUGGAAGUUUUGUA